CUUAAGGUGACGCGCUCCCUCCAGAAUCCAGAAUUCCUUGAUCAGCCUCUCGUCCCCGUGGUUAUCUAAAUGAAGUUGUGACUGAUGUGCGUGUGAUUUCGUGUGUGAAUAUCGCGUCAAAUAUUCACACAACGGAAGGAGUUCCGGCCUUCAGCAUCCAACUCCUCUAGUUAAUUCAUAUUUUGUGAUUUGUGGCACUCGUCGAGUGAUUAUCGAGGAUAAUGUCAACACAGCCCCACAGUAGGAAACGUGUCUGCUAUUAUUACGAUAGCGAUAUAGGAAACUAUUACUAUGGGCAAGGGCACCCCAUGAAACCCCACCGGAUAAGGAUGACACACAAUUUACUACUCAACUAUGGACUCUACAGGAAAAUGGAGAUUUAUCGUCCACAUAAAGCAACAGCCGACGAGAUGACCAAGUUCCACAGUGACGAAUACAUAAGAUUCCUGCGAUCAAUUCGACCUGAUAAUAUGUCUGAAUACAACAAACAAAUGCAAAGAUUCAAUGUCGGAGAAGAUUGCCCAGUGUUCGACGGACUGUACGAGUUCUGUCAGCUGUCAGCUGGUGGCUCAGUGGCGGCAGCAGUAAAGCUGAACAAACAGGCCUCAGAAAUCUGCAUAAACUGGGGUGGAGGUCUCCACCACGCGAAAAAGAGUGAAGCCUCAGGAUUCUGCUACGUGAAUGACAUAGUCCUAGGCAUCCUGGAGCUCCUAAAAUACCACCAAAGAGUUCUGUACAUCGACAUAGACGUGCACCAUGGCGAUGGUGUCGAGGAGGCGUUCUACACGACAGACAGAGUGAUGACAGUGUCCUUCCACAAAUACGGUGAAUACUUCCCAGGAACGGGUGAUCUACGGGACAUUGGGGCUGGCAAGGGGAAGUACUACGCCGUUAACAUACCACUGAGGGAUGGAAUGGACGACGAGAGCUACGAGUCCAUUUUUGUUCCAAUAAUCUCGAAGGUCAUGGAGACAUUUCAGCCAUCAGCUGUUGUGCUCCAGUGUGGAGCUGACUCUCUCACUGGUGAUCGACUCGGUUGCUUCAACCUGACUGUCAGGGGCCAUGGGAAAUGCGUGGAAUUCGUCAAGAAGUAUAACUUACCGUUUCUCAUGGUGGGUGGGGGUGGCUACACCAUCAGAAAUGUCUCCAGAUGCUGGACAUACGAAACAUCAGUUGCUCUUGGCUGUGAAAUAGCCAAUGAACUACCUUACAACGAUUAUUUCGAGUAUUUUGGCCCUGAUUUCAAGCUUCACAUCAGUCCGUCCAAUAUGGGUAAUCAGAAUACUGUGGAGUACUUGGAGAAAAUCAAGACGAGGCUCUUUGAGAAUCUCAGGAUGCUGCCUCAUGCACCUGGGGUACAGGUUCAGGCGAUUCCUGAGGACGGGGCGACUGUCGAGGAUUCAGAGGCUGAGGAGAAGGUCAAUCCUGAUGAGAGACUGCCCCAGAGGGAUUUGGAUAAGAGGAUACAACAUGACAAUGAGUACAGCGAUAGUGAGGACGAGGGGGAGGGGGGCAGGAGGGAUAACAGGUCGUUCAAGGGCUCCAGGAAGAGACCCAGGCUCGAGAAGGGACAGGAGAGCAUGGAGACCGAUAUCAAGAAGGAGGAUGAUGCCAAAUCGGAUAUUAAAGAAAAUGACAAGGACGACAAGGUGAAUGCCAUGAACGAGGAAACGAAGAAAGAGAGUGUGAAUCCUUGAUAGGCAACAAUCUACAAGAGCCGAAGAAAUUGACAUAAGAGAAAAUCCUAAUAAUAAUUUUCAAAAUCAAGUAUAAAUAAGAGGGGACAAAAAGAUAAGGGAUUAUCAUUGUGUUUGGAGUGAGUAUUUGCUUGAAUUAAUCAUCGAGCCUCGAAACGAUGAAUUAGAUUCUCAACUGCAGCACGAACGAUCAUUGUACAGGCCUAUCUCCCUGAAAUCCAAGAGUAAUUGAUGAAUUUAAUGUCUGAUAUCGUGGAGAGAGCAUUAAGCACGACGCAAGAUAAUUUUUAUCGAAACAAUACAGAUGUAUUCAGUGUGAAUGUCAAGUGAUUAGUUAAUCGUCAAUGCCAUUUUUAUAAAUUACUAUUUUGAUCAGUCUUGUUCAUCGUAUUUACGUAGUAGAAUUUUUCAUUUAAAGAGUGAUCAAUUGAGAGAGACUAUCUUGCUUCCUACUUUUGUAUAAAAUGAAUGAUAUUUCAAACUCCCAGACAAUGGGAUUAUGUUUUUGUUCUCGUUUUCAUUCCACCAUUCAUUGGGAAAAAAAUUACUUCUGCCGAAUGAAUAUUCAUUUGAGAGAAUUGUGUCACUUUCCAGAGCUGUACUUCUCUAUAAUUAUUUUAUUAUGAUGUGUGGGGGAAUUUUCAAUAAUUUCUCAUGUCGAUAAUCGUUCGGAGUUCAUUCAGAUCGUGUGCAAAAAUUAUUCUGUGAUGAAUCGCAAUUGUAACGAUGAGUUAAUUCUGUCAAAUUAAUAUUCACUCGGCAGAAUGAUUUUUUUCUCGGUGUUCGUGUCCAACGACUAGGGUUCGUUCAUUUCCAAUGCCGCAUGCUCAUUCUUCUCGUAAUUAUUUGAUUGGAGGUUCUGGGGGUCGAUGUAUCAUUGGAGAACAGAAGAUAUUAUUGAAUUUUUCAACUAGGUGUUAGGGUAUUCCACAAUGAAAUUAUGUAAUCGAACAUCUUUACGUUAUGAAGUAGAGGUGAAUUGAUUCUUGUCAACUGAACUGGAGCGCGGGUUCGGGUUAAAAUUGUAGCAUUUCAAAUCGACGUUUUUCCUAUUUGUGAUGACAAAUAAAAAAUUAAUCAUUCUA
This is a messenger RNA of Diachasma alloeum, 2782 nucleotides long. It is a transcript of the gene HDAC1, whose product is annotated as histone deacetylase Rpd3. The record is from RefSeq and is a predicted model, not a curated record. Gene Ontology annotation, molecular function: histone deacetylase activity. Lineage: Eukaryota; Metazoa; Arthropoda; Insecta; Hymenoptera; Braconidae. The transcript is spliced from 6 exons. Bases 222 to 1697 code for a protein of 491 amino acids.